Daphnia pulicaria is the source of this 4300-nucleotide messenger RNA. RefSeq names its product trafficking protein particle complex subunit 8-like. Gene Ontology annotation, biological process: protein localization to phagophore assembly site; endoplasmic reticulum to Golgi vesicle-mediated transport. NCBI's taxonomy places the organism in Eukaryota, Metazoa, Arthropoda, Branchiopoda, Diplostraca, Daphniidae. The transcript has 24 exons. The coding region runs from base 83 to 4258 and encodes 1391 amino acids. Gene Ontology annotation, cellular component: phagophore assembly site; cytoplasmic vesicle; TRAPPIII protein complex. The record is from RefSeq and is a predicted model, not a curated record.
UUUACUUCUGCUUGUAACAUAAAAAUGACAGCUGAUGUCUGAUUUUCACGAAUGAAAUGCUGAUUUGAUUUAACUACGGAAAAUGAUGAUGCCGAUCAACACAGUUGGGGGCCCUAGUGCUUCAGAAGUGAUUCAACAAGCAUUUUGUCCAGCUAUAGCAGUUCUGUCGUCUCCUGAUGUUGAUGUGGUCUGUAGCAAAAAUCGACUCACUUUCGUCGAACUUCUGCAGCCGUUUAGCCGACUGUCUGUAGAAGGUCAAAUAAGAGAUGUUAACCAGGCGUUGCACUCAGUCACUCACUUCAGACUGAGUGUUCGUGACAUCUCAUGGAGACCCGCCUCUACCAUUUUGGCAAGGCGUUUGCUGUCUGAAGCUGUGACCAGUUUUUCUGUCAAUGAAAACAAAGUUAUUGUUAUUGGGGAUGCAGAUUCAAUUGAAAUCAAUCCUCACACACCCUGGUAUGAUUCAUGGAGAGAGACUCUGUGGAGCUGUUUAGAAAUGACUGACCAUGAUUUUGCUCGUCAUUACUUGGCCACAUUACUUGUUGUUUCAUCUUCCCACCCUAAUCCAAUGGAACAAUUUCAGCAAUUAAAUGACCAGCUUACCCAGUUGAUGUCAAGCAAUGGAACAGUUGAUGGGCCUAGAUGGUUCAAUAUGUUGUCUUUGCGUUACCAUGUUCUUGUCCAUGAUGCGUGUGAUGGCGAAACUUCAAAGGCAGAAGAAUUGUUACAAACUAUGAGAAACGCUUAUGGAUCACACGGAUGCCAUCUACUAGUGAUUAACUCAAAACCCAAAAAAGGAUCAAUGAUUGAACCAGGACUACCAGCACCCGAUCCUUGGCUUCGAUUUCUACCACGAAAAGCCAGCAAGUCGGACGCUUCAAUUGAGGGAGAGACAGUCGUAGAUGGAGCAGAUGCUGGGGAAAUGGAACUGCCAGGGAAAGUGGUAGAAGGAACAAAUUCGCAAUCAUUGGGUUCCCUACCUAAAAUGCCGAUAAUGGAUGCCCUGCAGGAGGCUAUGCAGGAAAUCAAUAUCAAUUCAAUCUUAGCUCCAUCGCCGUCGACAUCGGCUCUCUCAUCCCUGACUCGAGAUGACGGCACGAAUAUGAAAAAUAAUCUCAGCCAGAGAAGCGCCGUUGAGAUCAAAGAUGAUCCUCUUAAUGCUGGACUGGGAAUGACGACCGGUGGGCUCUCUGUUGAUGAAGCGGAUGGAACCGGACUCAUUCUAGCUCCUGGUAUUGUGGAAAGUGAACUUCACGGCGGAUGCCUUACAACAGAAGAUUUGGAUCGCAUUCAGGGUUUAGUUAACGAUUUUUGCCUAAAGAGUUUACUUCCUCACAUGGAACGACAAAUGCGAUUGCUUAAUGAAUCCGCUUCAGCUCGAAAAAGUACUCAUCGAUCGUUGCUAAGUGCCACCAAACGUUGGUUCGGUAGUAGCCGACCUGGUGGUCUCCAAACAACUCAGACUGUUGCCGUGAGCUAUCAUCCCGAGUCUGUCCAGCUACAGCUUCGACGCUUAGGCGAUUUAGCAUUUCUUCUAGGUCACUAUGAAUUGGCCUAUCAUUCCUAUCAUUCUGCCAAAAAGGACUUUGAAGCUGAUCAAGCUUGGCUGCACUAUGCUGGAGCCAUGGAGAUGGCUGCACUCUCCGUCUUCCUGCAGAUUGGUCAUAAUCGUACCAUCCCGUUCCACUACUUCGACAAAGCGUUGACCACGUAUCUGCAAACUUGCAAGAUGCCGUAUUGGGCCACGCGCUGUGCCGUGUUGGCAUCCGAGUGCCUUAAAGCGACGAAUCAAUACAGUGACGCCGCUCUACAACUAAUUCGACUUACCAGUGAAGACGCCGAUUUACGGAGCGCCGUCCUUCUAGAACAAGCUGCCCUUUGUUUUCUUCGAUCUGCCGUCAAACCAAAUUCGUCAUCUGGCGAUGCCGCCAAGCCGAACAUGGUGCCCCUCAUCCGCAAAUACGCCUUCCACAUGAUUCUGGCUGGUCAUCGGUUUGGCAAGUCGGGGCAAAAGCGCCACGCUUCUCGAGCUUAUCAACUCGCCUUGCAAGUGUAUAAAGGGCAUGGUUGGAGCUUAGCUGAAGAUCACAUACACUACACAGUAGGGCGACAGUGCUUAAAUCGACAACAGAUUGAAGCAGCUUGUCAUGCGUUGGGUGCUCUUUUAAAGCCAGAUUCUUUGCAGACUGCCGCUCAGCAAACCGCCUAUUUAAAUGAAUUCAUUCACGUUCACCAGUUGUUAAAUAAACACCGAGAAAACGAAAUCAAAACGUCAACUUCACUUCCAGUGUUACCCUUGCCUGUGAUCGAUAGCAACCAGAUCAGAGUAUUAGUUGACACGAAAGAUCCCACGGAAAACAUUUGUCCGCCCGUGUCUGAGGCCUCACAUGUCACCUUCAACGACGACGAAGUUCAUCACGCAAAGUGGGCCAAUAUGGAAGAGAAACUGGUGCAGUCGGCCUUUGGCACAACUCAUGCCAUGUUCCGGCCUACCAAUCUUCUAUUUUCUAAUACGACCAACAAUACGGCUCAUCCACAAACGUAUUGUGAUGACCUCAUUAGUUUAGAAUUACCUUUGACCAACCCCUUGCGCAUUCCUGUCCUAUUAUGUGACAUUCGUCUAGUGUGGAACUUCUCUGGAGUGGACGGUAACCUAUCAAAUCUACUCACGACAAACAACAAUCCAUUGGUUACCACUUACAUUUUACCGAGGAUUGUACUGAAUCCUUCUUCUUCACAUAAGGUUGUUUUGAACGUGAAACCCAAAGCAGAAGGAAUGCUGGCCAUUGAAGGAGUCGCUUUUGACCUUCGCCCAGUCAAUGUAGAGCCUUCGGCAGCAGUAGUUGGAUUAGUGUCGUCAGUGUCAGGGCGAGUAAUGUUUAGCUUGCAGGGCCCGAGGUUAAAUGCGACCCAACAGGAACGUCAUGGCAAAGUAUAUGCUUCUGACAAAAGACUCUCGAUCCAAGUCGGGCCACGCAUGCCUAAAUUGCAAGUGCUGUUCCACUCCUUACCAGAAUUUCUAUUUAGCGGAGAAAUUCGGCCAGUGGUGGUUGAACUCUCCAACAUUUGCCCUAGUGUACCCGUUGCCAAUAUUAUUAUCGCUUCCAACGAUCCCUUACACCUCGCUUUCGACCUUCCUCGCAUUGAGAGCAAAAAUGUUCGAAAUGAUCAAAUUGCACUCUACCGUUGGGAUCCCACUCAAAAAUCAAUUAAAAUGUGGUUGAAAGGCACCGAAAACGUUGGGUUAACAUCAUUGGAUCUCAUGUUUUUCUCUACUAAUCCCGCCAUAAAAGCCAGAUAUCGUCUACUUCGCCACUGUUCGAAAAUCUUUGUCUCUUCAUCAUUGAGCCUCGGUGCCUGGGUUCAAAGAGUUCCGAGUGGGGAGGAUCGCACUGAAACAUUGGCCGUUCAACUCCAAGUUCGGAACCUCAGAGACGCGGAUGACACAUCACUAAGUGGUAUUGAAGUUUCGCAGGUUGCUCUUCUUAGCAAUCGAUGGCAUUUGCGUUCUGAUCAGUCAACAAUUCCAGACGGAGUACUUCAUCCACAAGAAAGCCUCAUUGGGGUGUUAUUGGCCAUCCGAGGAACUGAAAAGAGAGAAUACAACGAGAGUGUUGUGCUAAAAUUACCAAGCCAUGGCCGAGCUGUCGAUUUCCAACUCGACCCAUACCGAUCAUUCGUGAAAGAAUUUCAGAAAACUACACCCGACACAACUCUGGUUGUGUGCUGGACGGCUACGCAAGCUUCUGAAGAUGGAUUUGGUACUUUACUCAUAGAAGGGCAACAUUACUUCGGUUGGAAUUCCCAAGAUAUAGCAAGCUCAAGUUUGCCAGAAACCAGUUUGAAAUCACAUCAGCAGUUGGUUUCCUACUCCAUGGAGUAUUCAACAAAAGUGUUUCAUGAUUUUGACCAACAGAAGUUGUGUGUUAUACCAGUCACUCUGUUUCUUCACAAUUGCAGUCAGCAACAAGUUGAUGUUCAUUAUUCAGCCAACUUCAAUACAGGGAAACCCCCACGUGCUUCUCAGUUGUACAUGCCUGAAGCUGCUUCUCCCCUACUUUGGAUAGGUCGUGUUCAAGGAGAUGUUUGUUUGAAAGAUACACCUGAAGCGGUUCACUUGACUAUAGCAGUUUCAAGGCCAGGUGCUUACAGUCUUGUUCAAGGGUUACAAAUCGAUGCAAGAAUGUUGGGUGAAAAUGUUAGAGUACCAAGUCCAAAAAUUGAGUAUACAUUGAUUGUUGAUCACAAGGAAGUUUAAUUGUAUUAUGUAGGUGAAAAAAUAAAGUUGUUCAGAUUUUAA